Messenger RNA from Haplochromis burtoni (Burton's mouthbrooder), 3153 nucleotides. RefSeq names its product all-trans-retinol 13,14-reductase. The record is from RefSeq and is a predicted model, not a curated record. The coding region runs from base 1082 to 2914 and encodes 610 amino acids. Lineage: Eukaryota; Metazoa; Chordata; Actinopteri; Cichliformes; Cichlidae. The transcript has 12 exons.
UACUCUGAACUGUGUUUCUGCCUUUUGGCACAAAGAACAGUCAGGGAAAACCCCACUGUGCACUUAGCCAACAAGUACCAAGACACAGAAUCACAAAACAGAAACGUGUUGCUCUUUCAUUAGCUGGGACCACAUCCACAUUUAGUUUUGACAAUAGUGAAUGAAGAAUCAUAAACUGAUGCUGUGGUUUGAGGAAGGCCUCAGAGGGGCCUGGGAGCAGAUCCGAGGCCGAGUAGAUCUUCAAAGAAGGGAUCCUUGUGAAGUAGUAAUGAUUGAGCGUUAUGAAGGUUCAGGAGGCAUGCAUCAAUGCAGAGCCGUGAGAGUAGUUUAUGAGGUGUGGUCCUGCUCCUGAAAUUCAGAUAAAUUAUCUCCACUUUCAGUAAAAAGUGAAACCAAAGAUACAAGAAUGUCACAAGAAACCAGAACAGGACUUCUCAGCAGAGCCUUCAAAAUAAAAAAAUCUUCCAAAUAAUAAAAUAUCCUGGAAUAAAGUCUGCACACAAAUCUAAUAUAUGAAUUAUAUUUCUGCCUGGUUACAUUAUAACUGGUUUUCUAAUUCCAAUUUUGUUCAUCACAUGUAUCAUACUUUGCUGUAUGAGCAACUUUGCUGCUCAGCGGUCUAUUCACAGUGUAUAAUAUUGCCCUCUGAAUUUGUAACCUUUACAUAUUUCCCAGAGGACUAAGAACUUCAGUCACUGCAUUUUAUCUCUCAAAGCGUUUUUGUUCACAAUCAUAAAGCAGAACUGCAGUGAUCUAAGCUAAACAGUCACAUAGCUGUAAAUAAAAGUCCUUUUUUGGAUGUGGAUAUCACACACAUACAACCAGCCCUCUAUUCUGUGCCUACUGUGGAAAAUUCAUUUCCCACUCCUGUAAUUCUGUGGUAUGAUUUCACAUAAUGUCACAUGUUAUGUGCUUGUUACUUCAUGACUAUAAGAAACAACAAAGUUUUCAUUUUUCAUUGGGUCUUCUCCUCUACAGCCCGGUUGGAAAGCUUCCCAUGUGAUCUCCUCACUGCUUCGUUCUUACCUCUGAUCUCUCUCCUGUUGUCAGUGUAGAAGGUGCAAAGCUCCCUUCAGCUAGUAUGUGGUGGUGGCUGCUUGGUCUAUUCAGCUGCGUGCUGCUGGCGGUUAUUGUCAUUUUCUUUUUGAUAGUGGGGCAACGCUACAAGGUAUUUAGUGAGUCGUGCCUGAGACCACCCGGACCCCUUGUCGCUGACAGCAAACUCAGGGAUGCCAGGCUGAAGAGAGGAUUUCGUGUGGACCGUGUUCCUGCUGAUCUGGACGCAGUGGUGAUUGGCAGUGGCAUAGGAGGUUUGACGGCAGCAGCACUUCUGUCCAAAGCUGGGAAGAAGGUUGUAGUUCUGGAGCAGCAUGACCAAGCAGGAGGGUGCACACACACCUUCCAAAAUAAAGGAUUUGAGUUUGAUGUGGGUAUCCAUUACCUGGGUCAGCUUCAUGAGAACAGCUUGUUGAAGGUUGCUUUGGAUCAGAUCACAGAGGGACAGCUGCAGUUUGCAAGGCUGGAGCAGCACUUUGAUACAGUGAUCCUAGGUCAGCAUGACCAGCGCAGGGAGUACCAUGUCCAUGCAGGGAAGACUGAAAUGGCAGUCAGCCUGAAGAAUCAGUUUCCAGGAGAAGAAGAAGCCAUUGAUGAAUUAAUGAGACUGAUGAAGCUUGGUUCACAGAGGACGCCACUUAUUGCCAUGUUGAAGAUCGUUCCGUACUGGUUGGUUAACUUUCUCAUCCGGACUGGCCUAUUACAUUGGAUAUCUUCAGUGUUUCGUCUUGCAACAACCAGCCAUUCAGAAUUAAUAUCCCACCUCACACAGAGCAAGGACUUGCAGGCACUUUCUGCAUACCUGUUCUAUGGCGUCCCUCCUAAAGACUCCAGCUUUCUCAUUAAUGCCCUCCUCCUUCACCACUACAAGCGUGGUGCAUACUAUCCACGCGGGGGCGCAAGUGAAUUUGCCUUUCACAUCAUCCCAGUCAUUCAGCAAGCAGGUGGUGCAGUCCUAGUCAGGGCUCCAGUGCAACGCAUCCUUGUCAACGAACAGGGGAAGGCGUAUGGUGUGGUGGUUCUUAAAGGACAAGAAGAGAUAGAGGUUCUUGCCCCUGCUGUAAUUUCAAAUGCUGGAAUCUUCAACACCUUCCAGAAGUUUCUACCUCACAAUAUACAAGAAAAACCAGAGAUCCAGUCAUUGUUGAGUAUGGUACAUCAUGGCAUGGGUUCCUUUUUGGUCUUUGUUGGUCUGGAUGGAACCAAAGAGGAGCUAGGCAUUGUUUCCAAUAACUUCUGGAUGUAUAAAGACAAUGACUUGGACUCACUCAUGGAGCAGUAUUCAUCUCUAAGCAGAGAGCAGGUUUUGGGAAACAUUCCCAUGAUGUUUAUCACUUUUCCGUCUGCUAAAGAUCCAACAGCCAGCAUCAGACAUCCAGGUAAGUCCUGUAUGACUUUGUUAACCAUGGCACGCUAUGAAUGGUUUGAGGAAUGGGAGGGGACCAAGCUUGGGAAACGGGGACAGGACUACGUGGAUCUGAAGAACAGUAUGGCCCAAGAGCUGCUGGAAUGGGCACUAACCAUCUUCCCUCAUCUGCGAGACAAGGUAGUAAUGGUAGAUGCUGCAACCCCUCUAACAAACGUCCACUAUUUGGGUGCUCCAAGAGGUGAGAUGUAUGGAGCUGAACACAACCUGGAGCGCUUCAAGCCAGAAGUGAUUGCUAAGACACGACCACAGACUCCCAUCAGCGGUCUCUAUUUAACAGGUCAGGACGUAUUUUGCAAUGGCAUGGCUGGAGCUCUUCACGGUGGACUGCUUUGUGCGUCAGCUGUCCUCAAUCAGAUCCUCUACAUUGACCUUCUAGCCCUGAAGACCCGCCUCAAACGUAAUCAGAGUAGUCACAAAUUAACCUGGUAGCUGUGGUGGAGUCUGUGUUCUUCUCGAGUACAUAAAAUUUCACGUCUCGAGAUAAGAUUUAAUGCUUUUUAUGAUAUAUAUCUUUGGAUAGUUUCCAGUCAUGCUGUAAGGUCAGCUGAAUUAAAUGUGUAAACAAAUGUGUGAGUGAUGAAUACAAAUCUGCACGUCCACCACAAUAACUGCUUCUGCUGUAGCUGUUCUUGGAUUCUUUAAAAGUGAUAAAGACAUUUUAAACCUGC